Molecule: messenger RNA, 1556 nt
Organism: Danaus plexippus (monarch butterfly)
Lineage: Eukaryota; Metazoa; Arthropoda; Insecta; Lepidoptera; Nymphalidae
Gene: Flad1
Exons: 5
Coding region: 259-963 (234 amino acids)
Biological process (GO): FAD biosynthetic process
Molecular function (GO): FMN adenylyltransferase activity
Source: RefSeq, a predicted model, not a curated record
CAAAUGUCAGUCAUAAGUCGUCAGUUCUUUUCGGAAAUCUAAAUUAUAAACACGUUUUGUUAUAAUAUUUUGUAGAUAAAAUUAGUUUCACACAAAAUUCAAAUGCGAUGUCCGAAAUUGAAUAAUGAUAUUAACUGUCACUUCGAGAUGUGUGCGUUGGAUAAGGAAUAGGUUUCUUCGAAAUUAAACAAGAAAUAAUCUGCAUUGUAAUUGAGUUUUACAAGCCAUUGUAUUUUCAGUUAGAAUCGAAAACAAGUCAUGGAUAUACAGAACGUAGAAACUGUUAUUGAGGAAUCGAAACAGGUCCUCGAGGAAUGCUUUAAUUUGUUCCAAUUAGACGAGGUAUUUUUGUGCUUCAAUGGUGGCAAGGACUGUACUGUGUUGUUGGAUCUCACAAUUAGUGUACUCAAAACUAAAUUUAAAACAAAUGACGUAGCUAAAGACUUAAAGGUUGUGUACAUACAGACUAAAGGGCCGUUUAUAGAAAUAGAAGAAUUCGUUAAGGAAAUAGAAUUAUACUAUGGAAUCGAAAUCGUAGUGAUGGGAGGGGAACUUGAGACGACUUUACAAAGAAUAUUGGAAAGUGAUAAACGUAUUAGAGCCGGUUUAAUGGGAACAAGAAGAACCGACCCGCAUAGUGAAAAAUUGGUUUUUAUGCAGAAAACAGAUCCAAAUUGGCCUCAAAUGAUGCGAGUAUCCCCGCUGCUUAACUGGAAUUAUCAUCAAAUAUGGAACUACAUAUUGCAAAGAAAAGUGCCUUAUUGUAAACUAUAUGAUAGAGGGUACACAUCCAUAGGCAGUAUUUACAAUACAUUACCAAACAAAUCAUUAGCUUUUACUGAUGAUGGAAGGACAAUGUAUCAUCCAGCGUGGAUGUUGGCUGAUGCAGGGCUGGAGAGGGCUGGAAGGGGUCCCACUAAUGGACACAUUAACAACACAGAAAAUCAAAUAGAUCAUUUAUAAAUGGCUAGGCAUUAAAAUUAUCUAAAGGUUGUAGGUCAUGUUCCACUGGUCGUUUGAUUAGAAUUCUGAUUGAUGUGUACUUUGUUGCUACUGCUUCAAAUUAGGUUGUUUGUACUUAAUAUUAUAACUAAAUAAACAGCUUCUAUAUUUAUAUCACAAUUCUAUCACUCUGUUUCUGAUAGCCCAUGCACUAUUUGUAUUGGCACCAUUUAUAAUUUUAAUUAGAUAAUUGUAUUUAUAUCAUCUUAAAAUUUUUUUUUACUCCAAAUGUUAAUCAGACAUCUAUUUCCGAUUUAUUAAUGGUUUUAGGCGCACCGUUGUACUGGUGACUUAUUUACUUACAUGGAACACUUAAAAAAUACAGGGAAACUAACUGAAAUAUAAAUAUAUAUAUGUAUGUAUAUGUGUAUGUAUGUAUAUAUAUUAUAACACUUUGUUAGUAUUUGUUUGUUGACAAAAAAAUUGACAUAUUUUAGUAUUGUAUAACAUUUGAACAAUUAAAUAUAAAUGUACCCCAUUUUCAAUAUUAUCACCAGCAUUUUUUUUUUAUUAUUAAACAUCUGACAAUCAAAUAAUAAAGUGUAUAUAUUUUU